AUGGAUGUUCUCGAUGCACUAGAUGACAUUGCAUCUCUCCAUGCUUCCUUGGAUUUCGCCAAUCUCCGCGAGGAUGCUGGCCGACUCAUCCACGGUUGGACGUGCCUUCUAAUCAGUCCCGACUUUGGGGCCGUUCCUCCCAUCAUCCACACCAUAAAACUCUGUCUCCUCCCACCGCUGUACGUCUUAAGGCAAGGCCGCAAGGCGAAGUUCACAGUGGUAACCCCUUUCCACAAACAGUGA
Penicillium crustosum is the source of this 243-nucleotide messenger RNA. RefSeq lists its product as uncharacterized. The coding region runs from base 1 to 243 and encodes 80 amino acids. The record is from RefSeq and is a predicted model, not a curated record. Lineage: Eukaryota; Fungi; Ascomycota; Eurotiomycetes; Eurotiales; Aspergillaceae. The transcript has a single exon.